This is a messenger RNA of Osmerus eperlanus (European smelt), 2249 nucleotides long. RefSeq lists its product as uncharacterized. Lineage: Eukaryota; Metazoa; Chordata; Actinopteri; Osmeriformes; Osmeridae. The record is from RefSeq and is a predicted model, not a curated record. The coding region runs from base 613 to 894 and encodes 93 amino acids. The transcript is spliced from 2 exons.
GGUGAGGGGGUUUCCUAAACAGACAGGACCGGGAGGCAUGACUGGUAGCCAUGGCACAUACACCUUAAUAACUCAGUAAGCCAGCCGAGCAGGUAGGCCACCAGCCAGCCAACGAGCCAGCCAUGCAGGUAGGCAACCACACCCUCUCAGGGUUUCGGCUUGGUUUGAGGGGGUGUGGUUAGGAGCCUCCCAGCCCUCCAUGCACACACAGGAGGAGCGCUGUUCACCUGAGAGGCAGGACCAGCUGCUACCUCAGACUUCACUAACGACGCACCAGGCUACAGGUGUGACUGGCUCCCUGCACACCAGGCUUCUCACCAAAAGGAUCUCCCAGGCAACAGAACACCAGACCUCCGGAGGGUUCCGGACACUCAGCUACCCGUCCACCGGAGGACGAGAUAUGGCAGAGCAUGGAGUAACUGGCUACUAAGGAAUUCUUCCUGCUGAAAAAGGUUAUUUGAGGAGGAGAGAUCAGGUCAAAGAGGGUUCUGGAACAGAUCAGUGACUCAGCGGACAAUCCGAGUUUCACAACUCCCAACAUCAGAAUCAGGAGUGACAGGUGUGACCUAACCCUGUUCAGAGUUCCACACCCUCCUCCGAAAUUCCAGCGCCAUGAAUGUAUCCCUGGACAACCCUUACGGCAACGUGACCAUCCCCCGUGCCAAGCUGAAGACCGCAGACGACAGCACGGUCAUCGUUAACCCCAUGGCCCUGGAGUCCACAUACAACGCCAAGUCCUCCCAAAACCCGUACGCAGCCGACCCCGGGGCGAACGGCGAGUCGGCCCAGGGCCCGCCCGGGUACGAUGGCAGGAAGUCGUACACGGUGAGGGACGACGAGGAAGAGGUGGGCCGCUGUCCCGCCUGCUGCUACCGCUGCAGGCGGAAGAAGUGAACCGUCAACCCCCUCCUCCCCGCCACGGCCCUGUCCCAACACUCCAGGACUGCUUCCUCCAUCCCUCAUUUCCUUCCUCCCUUUCUUCCCUCCUGAAGAUGACUUCUGUCGUCAUGCCGUCAGAUCGUGUCCGAUCAGGGAUCUCACCCAGGGAGGGAGGGAGGGACGGAGGAAGCCUUGUCAUUCCACCAGGAUCUGGAGCAAGCCUGCCACCAUAAACCUCUCCUGGGAAGCCACAGACGGUGACGGAACAAGGACGACUCUGUCCAGCAUGCUGUUGCCAGGGUACAACACAGGCUAUCUCAGAGGCAGUGGCCAAUGGGCCAUUUCUCUGAUCCCAUAAUAGAGAAAACUGAAGAAGAUCAAAUGGAUGUAAGCCUGCAACAUGGCACUCUCACAAAGAUGUUACAAAAGCCCCUGACUUAACAAAGACUCUAUUUUUGUCUGGUAUCUCUGUCAACAUGACAUGUCAACGUGUCCUUUAUUCAGCAAAUGAAAAUGUUUAUUUAUAACUCAGCACUUUUUGAUUUGAGGAAGUGUUUCACCCUGUCAGUGAUUGUAUGAUGUCAGGACUGCUGUGACUGACCCAAAUAUGGGUAGAUAUGAAGCACCUGUCUGGUUUAAAUGUGUGGAAGACAGUUCAGAACCAUUGGAAGUAAAUGAAGUAAAUAUCCGACUUAGAGAACAGCUACGUUGUUGCUCAUUAGUGAGUAAUACUGGAACCAACCCAUUAUUGACCUUCUGGAUCUAAAAAGAGAACAAGCGGAACCGGGGGAGGGAGAUUACAUUUAGCAAGAGAGAUCAAACUGAAUGUGUCGGUUUCUGUUUUGUUCCUUCUUGAAACGAAACAGAGAGAGAGAGAAAGACACAAUGAUGCCUUUGUCAGAGUCGGCAUACAAUACCAGAGGCCUCUCUGAGAGUGUGUGUGUGUUUGUGUAUGCGUGCGUGCAUGCUUGGUAGACAGCCCCUUACUGUGGACAAACAUGAUACCGAGAGGCCUGAAGAUGAACUUAAAUCAGCGCUCGGUUAUUCUGACCAUGUCUUACUGAGUUUUAUGUAUCUUUCCUGGUUUACCCUGGGUCAAUAUUGAUCCCUGCAGUAGAACAAGACUGCCUGGCCUGUGUAUCUCCUCUAGUACCUCCUCCUCAGCUCCUCAAGGAGGAGGCACUGAGGCCCUGCUUGCAUGGCAGACAGUCUGUUCUCACUGUCGAGCACCAUCGCGCUCCAAGCAAGGUGCUGUAUAUCCCAUCCUAGCUCCAAGGAUAUAUAUACGUCUAUCCCCAAACGCACAACUUCAAAUGUUUUUAUGAUGAAGCUGCAGCUGCUGAUUAAAUAAAAAUGCAUCUUUGAAUCGA